Molecule: messenger RNA, 2511 nt
Organism: Pundamilia nyererei
Lineage: Eukaryota; Metazoa; Chordata; Actinopteri; Cichliformes; Cichlidae
Gene: steap2
Product: STEAP family member 2, metalloreductase
Exons: 6
Coding region: 351-1886 (511 amino acids)
Biological process (GO): copper ion import
Cellular component (GO): plasma membrane; endosome
Molecular function (GO): ferric-chelate reductase (NADPH) activity; cupric reductase (NADH) activity
Source: RefSeq, a predicted model, not a curated record
UGAUGUCACCAGACAGAGGCGACACAAGCGCGAGCAUGAAGCCCGAGUGUAAACAAAAGCUCUGCCCUCACGUGCAUGACGUCACAUUGUGCUGAGCAGGCAACAGUGACGUGUUUCCUGUUUCACGGUGAAACAGGAGACGGAGCUGCGGGUGAUGUACAGAGAGCUUCGCUUCAGUGUUGUCUGCAGAUAAUAUCGCCUGAGAACAACUUCCGCUUGAGUGAACGAUGGCGCGAGCGAGUGUGGUGACGUCACGCGGCAGAGGCUGAGCAGGAGGACCGGGAGGGUGAGCUAGCAGCUGCGACAGCAUCCCCGCGUGACACACACGGCCCACUGAAGCAGCACGCAGGAUGGACUCUAUGUCUCUGAUGAGUGGAAGCAGGACCCCCGUGUUCCUCACAGCCUCCUCCUCCCACCACGUCCAGGCCCCCCUGCUGUCCAAAGGCCUGAAGAAUGGAGCUGCAGGUCCAGGAAGCUGGUGCGGGGAUGCUCAGCCUACUGUGGCCAUUCUGGGAUCAGGUGACUUCUCCAAGUGCCUGACCAUUCGCCUGCUGCGCUGUGGCUUCCAUGUGGUGGUGGGUAGCCGCCAUCCCAAAUUGGCAGCCCACUCAUUUCCACAUGUGGUGGAUGUAACGCACCAUGAAGAUGCCGUGGGGAAGGCUAACAUCGUAUUCCUGGCAAUCCGCCGUGAGCACUAUUCUGUUGUGUGGGACCUCAAACACCUACUGGAAGGGAAGAUCCUGGUGGAUGUGAGUAACAAUAAGCGAGCAAACCAGUAUCCAGAGUCCAACGCCGAGUAUCUGGCUUCACUGCUGCCAGACUCUAUCGUGGUCAAAGGCUUCAACGUCAUCUCAGCCUGGGCCAUGCAGCAGAGCUACCCUAAGGAUGCCAGCACACAGGUGUUCAUCUGCAGUGACUCGGUGGAGGCCAGGCAGCAGAUCAUGGAAUUAGCCCGGCAGCUCAACUUCCAGCCGGUGGACAUGGGCACCCUGUCUUCUUCCCGUGAUAUUGAGAACAUGCCUAUCCAGUUGUUCCCUGGCUGGAAGGGCCCUGUUCUUGCUGCCGUGGCCCUCUCCAUCUUCUUUUUCUCUUACUCGUUUAUUCGAGAUAUAAUUCACCCAUAUAUGAAAUACAAGCAGAGUGACUUCUACAAGAUCCCCAUAGAGAUAGUGAAUCGGACACUGCCUGCCGUCGCCAUCACUCUCUUGGCCCUGGUGUACCUUGCAGGACAGUUAGCAGCUGCCCACCAGCUCUACUAUGGCACCAAGUACAAGCAUUUCCCACACUGGCUGGAAAACUGGCUGCAGAGCCGCAAACAGCUGGGCCUCCUCGCUUUUUUCCUGGCUGCUGUUCAUGUCCUCUACAGUGUGUGCCUGCCUCUGAGAAGGUCUGAGAGAUACCUGCUGCUCAACACUGCUUAUCAGCAGGUCCACUCGAACAUGGAAAGCACGUGGAACGAGGAAGAGGUGUGGAGGGUGGAGAUGUACGUUUCCUUUGGGAUCAUGAGUCUGGGGCUGCUGUCUCUGCUGGCUGUCACCUCCAUCCCGUCUGUCCACAGCACGCUCAACUGGAGGGAGUUCGGCUUCAUACAGUCCACUCUGGGGUACAUCGCCCUGCUCAUUGCGACCUUCCACGGGCUGCUGUUUGGCUGGAAACGCGCCUUUGAGGAGGAGGCCUACCGCUUCUACCUGCCGCCCAGCUUCGUCGUGGCCCUGGCGCUCCCGGUGUGCGUCAUCGUUGGGAAGCUGCUGAUCCUGCUCCCCUGCGUUGCCCGCAAGCUCCACCAGAUCCGCAGGGGUCAGGACAGCAGUGAGAUGAGGGGCAAGCGCAUGGAGCCGGUGGGCUCAGCUGCCCACGUUUCCCCUGAGAGGGUCACCGUUAUGUGAUCGGCCUGUUUGUAGCUCCAGGUGAGGAACCGCUGUAGUGACUCUCACUGCGGGACUGUGUCUGAUGACAGCUUCGUGCUGUGGACCUGUUGCUGUAUCUGCUUAUUCUUAUUGUUCCAACGAUGCUGCUUCGUAUUAUUGUGUAGUGUUUAUCAGGACAUCACGUCCCUGCUUUGAGUCGCUGCUGUAACUGAAACUGCAGUUUGUACAGGUCCUGCUCAUCUGUGAGAACAGCUGUUUGCUCUUCUGUGACAUCGCGACUGGAGUGUAGCAGAGGCGCUGUCGGUGGGCCCUGCAGCUUUGAUGAUGGAGGACAGCUGCAGCACAUCUGCCUCUCCUCACUGUAACGCUGCACACCUGCGUUUACCUGUGUGUGUCUGCAGUGCGAUCUGAGGCUGUCAUUCACACAUUGUUUUCCUUACAGACCGUGGUAGAAGUGUGUAACAUUUGUGUGUCAGUCAGUGAAACGUGUUCCUGUGACGCUCAUGUGACACACAGCUUCACACUGAGUGUUAGUUUAUAGUAUUUCGUUGUGUUUUUACAGUGAAUGAACAGCCGGUGUCUAAUCUGCACUUAACCCUUGUGUGGUGUUCAUAUUUUUCUUACUCAGCCAGUGUUCAUGGGU